AUGGACUAUCUCUCGAUGCCCGCAAUUCGUGCCGACGAAAAGAGCGUCGGUAAGGACAACGACGCUAACCUUCCUUCGCCCGUUGUCUCCACGGAGCGCCGUCGUCCUAAUCGCUUGCCAAUCGCGCUGGCCUGUGCCUCCGUCGUCUUCGCCCUCUUCUUCGUCGGCCGCCGCUGUGGAUGGCACCUCCCCGCACAACAAGAGAUAUCACCGCCCUCGGAGCUGGCGUCGGUGGAUGAACAGGCCAUAGAGGUCGAGCCUCUGCGAGUGCCCCCUGCAGAACCUGUGCCGGGUGCCGUAGUAGACAUCAGUCGCAGCGUCUGGCGUGGCUCGAUAUUCUUCGAUGGCGCUUACAUCAAUCCGACCGAUGAGUCCUGUCUCUCUGCGUGGGACCCCACAUCGCACGAACCAUCCCGUAUCGUCACCCCGAUGGGCUUGCGGCGCUUUCAUGCGACAAGUCAGUUCACCCUCCGACACGACGUGCACAAAUAUGUCGUUGAUAGCGACAUCUACAUGGACAGCCCUGGCAUGCAGCUCCACGUCGUCUCUGGAUCAGAAGGGCAGACGACAGUCAGCAUCGACGCAUUCUACGACGACCCGGACGCACUGAGUCCCUUCUCUGCGUGCACAUACCGUGCAGACGAGACCGAGGAGAUACUAUCGCAGCAAAGGAUGUUCGUCGAGUCCAAUGGGACCACUACGACGCAGACGCUCGAAUACGAUCCCGAUGCCUUGCAGAAGUCGGACGUCUUCAGGUUACACCGCCGGGAGACAAACGACACAGAGAGGGAAGCCAGUAAAGAUAUAUGGUUCAACAUCACGCUCUCCAUCCCGUCAGGCGAUCGGGCGUACGCGCUACGCACGGACGGAUACGAUGUAGAUCUUUACGCCGGAGUCGUUCUCGGCAACGUCAUGUUGGGUGGUGGACGUAUAACUGCUCAAGCAGGGUUCAUGGCACGCCAGCUGAACCUCAACUCGCGUGACGGCGGAAAACACGACGGCGUCUUCGGUCAUUUUUCCUCGAGCGGGAAUGUCAGCAUCACAGGGAUACAUGCCCCCAUCGACGCGCGCGUCGAGAUAACCCACUCUCUUGAUCACCAAGUGCAGACCGUUUCCAUAUUCACCUAUGGGUCGUCAUCUAAGACAAGCUUGCUAUUCAUAGGCCCUUCGAGGAAAGAGGAACACAACAGCUUCAAGGUUGACGCCAGAUCGCUCGAGGGUUCUUUGGAUCUUGCUAUUGAGGAUGGUUCGACCUACGCGACGGUCACCAUCGACGCUGAAGCCAGGAACGGCCCCGCGCACCUCUCUCUCGACUCGGCGUUUGAAGGCACAUUCGUAGCGAAGACGAUAGACUCUGACGAGUCGGAGGCUGCCGGUGCCAGCUAUUCCUACGCCGAGCUGUAUCCAGGUCGUGUGCGGGUAUAUCAAAGGCCCUUGAGAACGCGCCACAUCCAUGCUGGUGCGGUAGCAUGGGGCAGUGAAGAUGCCGCUGCAAGUGCGUCGAGUUACGCUGAGAUUCGCAGCCACCAGCGCUCGGCGAUGAUUGAUGUUUAG
Peniophora sp. CBMAI 1063 is the source of this 1554-nucleotide messenger RNA. Lineage: Eukaryota; Fungi; Basidiomycota; Agaricomycetes; Russulales; Peniophoraceae. The record is from the annotation of a GenBank genome assembly.